UAAAUGAAAUAUAAAUAGCCAGCAAAGCAACAAUUUCCAAAACGGAAACCAAGAUUCACACACAACCCUGAAAAAUAAAGACAUUCAUCGGAAGAGAUGAAGCUUGUUUGGUCACCGGAAAUUGCUGCAAAAGCUUUUACGGACACCGUCAAAUCUUGUGAGCUUUUCGAAGGAUCAAGCGCGGCGGAGCUAGUAUCGGCUAUGGCGGCCGGUUGGAACGCUAAGCUUAUUGUCGAGACAUGGUCGCGUGGCGGUGUGACAACGAUGAGCAUUGGUCUGUCCGUAGCAAGCAUUCACACACGCGGGCGACAUGUUUGCAUAGCUCCGGACGAGGAUUCGAAAGCGGAGUACAUCGCCGCAAUGAACAAAGCCGGAAUGUCGCCCGAAGUGAUGGUUGGGGAGCCGGAGGAGGCUGUUAAAGGGAUGGUAAUAGAUUUUUUGGUUGUGGACUCUCGGAAGAAUAAUCUGGGUCGGGUUAUAAAGGAAGCGAAAUUCGGGCACCGUGGGGCAGUGUUGGUUUGCAAGAACGCGGCGGCGGUGGCGGCGGAUUUCCAGUUGAGGAGUUUGUUUGAUGGUGGAUCACGGCGGAUUGUGAGGUCGGUUUUUUUGCCGGUGGGGAAAGGGUUGGAUAUUGCUCACGUGGCAGCGGGUGAAAACGGGUCGGGUUCGGAUAAAGUGAAGAAGAGUAGGUGGAUCCGGCGGGUGGAUAAGCAUUCGGGUGAAGAGUUUAUGAUCCGAAACCGUGUAGGGCGAAUACGGAUGGCGUUGUUUCGUCUUGGAUGGGAGACGAGGUUUACUGAUUAUUCCACUGUCGUGCCUUCGGGUGGGCAGAGGUCGGGUUUCCGCGCAUCUGGGAGAGCCAAAGGGCUGGCAUUGGUCGAGUAGUCGACCUUGGUCACAGCGCCCGGUGUCACGAUAAUUGGCACAUCAUUGCUUGACGUUAAAAAAAAAACUAUUAAGAACGUGCAAGGCAUCUAGGCCAGGCACAAAACCUUAGAACGAGUUACCACAAGAGUUAAUUUAAGAGUAAAUUGCCAUUUUAGUCUCUGAGUUUUGUCCAAAUUUGCCAUUUUGAUCCAAAUAGUUUUUUUUUUUUGCAUCUGAGUCCCUGAUUUUUACAUUUUGAUGCCAUUUUGAUCACUU
This is a messenger RNA of Helianthus annuus (common sunflower), 1143 nucleotides long. RefSeq lists its product as uncharacterized. NCBI's taxonomy places the organism in Eukaryota, Viridiplantae, Streptophyta, Magnoliopsida, Asterales, Asteraceae. The coding region runs from base 97 to 885 and encodes 262 amino acids. The transcript is spliced from 3 exons. The record is from RefSeq and is a predicted model, not a curated record.